Messenger RNA from Anisakis simplex (herring worm), 262 nucleotides. NCBI's taxonomy places the organism in Eukaryota, Metazoa, Nematoda, Chromadorea, Rhabditida, Anisakidae. The record is from the annotation of a GenBank genome assembly.
AGAUGCGUUGUUGGCGAAGAAAAACAUCCGCGAUGGAGAAAGGGCUGUGGAAAAGUUGGAAAGACGCUUAUAUUCGGCACAAGAAUUGUUUGAGAUGUUCGCUGAACCGUUCGAUCUGCCAGAAAUUAAACUGGCGUUGUGUCAUUGUUCGGAUACGUACGAUAAGAAUAUUAUCGAUGAAUUGUGCGCACAGAUCAUUGAUAAAGAACUUGAAGUGAAUCGUGAUGAGCCAUCAGACGCAAAGAUUCAACGUUUGGGCACU